This is a messenger RNA of Saxophila tyrrhenica, 4551 nucleotides long. It is a transcript of the gene eaf1, whose product is annotated as RNA polymerase II transcription elongation factor SpEAF. Lineage: Eukaryota; Fungi; Ascomycota; Dothideomycetes; Mycosphaerellales; Extremaceae. Gene Ontology annotation, molecular function: chromatin binding. The transcript has 4 exons. Gene Ontology annotation, cellular component: NuA4 histone acetyltransferase complex. The record is from RefSeq and is a predicted model, not a curated record. Gene Ontology annotation, biological process: DNA repair. Bases 1 to 4551 code for a protein of 1516 amino acids.
AUGUCCCUCACGCUGCGACGAGAUGCGCUCAACAGUCGCCAGCAUGACUUGAAACAGACUCGCCGGGCGCAUCGGUCGCAAGCCGUCGCGCUGCGAGCCGUCACCAGGCUGAUCGCGAAGAACAACAGCCUCAACGACCUCAUCAACGCGCAAUACGACGCCGAGAACUCACCUCCGGCUGACAGUGAAGAUGCGACAUGGCUGCAGUCGAUAGAUCUCGAGAGUGGUUACACCCUCAACGAGGCUUCCGUACCUUCGCCAUCCAUCGACACCUCCGAUACCGCCGCAACUCACACAAAACCCAAUAGAACCUCACCUCAUCCUGUUGGAGGACCUGGAAAUGCUCUGGAUGCGCAUGCGCUCGACCACCACCCCUCGGCGUCAUCUCCUGCCGACCUGACCACCCCCGCUGAUCUGUUACACCCCGAUGGUGUAUUGGGACAACCUCAAGUGCCCUCGGGAGAUGUAGAUCAAGAUGGGCACCCUGCGGCACGAGCAUCUGGAGAACCUGACGGCCCUUCCGUCGUACCAGACAAGAUCGCACCGCCCGAACCAGACGAAGAAGCCACCUUUGACGAUGCGACCAAAGAGCUACUUGACCUCGAGAGUCCUGAGCGACCUGCAAAGGUUGUGCGACUGCCAAGCGAGGACGAGCAAGAGGAUGUGGAGCGAGAAGCCGGCCGACAGAGAUCUGAUGGUACAGAUUCAAGCAAGGCAUCCCGCGCACAUCUCCAGGCACAAGAGGUAGCUUCAUCACCUUCAUCUACCGUCGGCGCAUACUCUGCAGCCACACCGAUGCCACCACAAGAGUCUCCAGAUACCUCACCGGAUUCAGAGCAUGGUGAGCAGCUCGAAGUGCUGCCCCCGAAAGACUUGCGGCCUUCUCCGGAAGAGCGACGGCAGAAGGAAGAGCAUGAUCGCUUGCUUGAAGCACAGAAAGAGAUUGCAAGGCAGCAGGCGCUGGGCGAUGUGUCAGAGACACCGGAUGAUCAGCUGAAGUGGGAGGAACGUGAGGCUGCUGCGCGCCAGGCGGAAGAACAGGCUGCAAGGCAGGAUGUUGGUGGUCCCGAGCCUGAUUCGAAUCGGAUGGCCGAGCAGAGUGAUGCUGAAAAGGUUGUGGACAGUGUGUUGAACGACAGGGCGUCAGACCGGCUUGAGACAGCUGGGUCUCGUCAAGAAGCGAACGAACAUACUCAGCCCGUGCAGGAGGGCAGAGGCGUCAAGCGACCGGCUGUUGAUGAAGAUGACGACGAUAACAUCACUGUAACGCCACGGGCGAGGGCGCCGUUGACGAUUGACACUUCACGACAGCCGCAGACAGCACCGACUGAGACUACAUCUCAAGACAUCGUGGCCGACAUCAGAAGAACUUCCUCCGGAGUCUUGCACCAUCGAACUGUCUCUGAGACUUUAGGUCAGACAACUUCGCAAUCUGGACCGCCUCAACGAGAUGUCGUGUUGUCGCCCGGGACAAUAUCACCGUCAGCGCUGCGCCAUCCCCAGGACUCAUCGACAGGAGCCCCGUCCAUCAAUGAUCAGCGCCGACUAUCCAAGCAGAUUGGUUUGACGCGAACACCCAGCAACUCCAUCUCAGCGCUUGAAGAUCUCAUGGCUCUUAAAGGUGCCUCUCAAGAUCCAGAGCGCGACUACCUCGAACCACUCUUCCGCAUACAGGCCCAUGAUACUCAAAGUGCUCGGACCACCUCUCUCAGCGAACUCAUUCGCUCCGCCUCCAAAACCAUCUCUACUGAGGACCAGGCCAUGUCACUCGAAGAACGCCUCGACUACAAGAUCUUACGGCGCAUUUACCAGCUCCAAAAUGCAAACAAGUGGUCUUUGCGGCAGAUGGAACAAGCAAAGGAGCCCGAGCAACCAGAGACGCAUCACGAUCACAUGAUGACGGAGAUGAAAUGGAUGCGGAAAGACUUCAAAGCGGAACGCAAGAUGAAGGUCAGUGUCUGUGCAUGGCUGGCAACACGGUGCGCCGAAUGGGUUGCUGCCUCUGCGGAGGAGAGAAAGGCCAUGCAAAUCAAAGCCCGGCCGCCGAAAGAGCAAUCGAAGAGGCCAGCCGACAGCGAGGAGCAAGUGCCAGACCUCGAACAUUCUGGCGAGUCGGCUGGGGAGGAGGAAGCUGGGCCUCCAACACCAACUGCUCAUUCUGCAUUCCCGAGGACCCUCAUCGUACCACCGGAGCUUUCCGGCAUCGUCACCAACCUCCAGAAGGCUGGGAAGCUUCAAAAAGCGCUUCAAGCGCUGCCGACAACAGGAUUCGAACACAACCCUCGACCAGUCGACAAACGAGCACUUGCGCCCGUCUCGAGGUUCGUCCAAGGCAAGGUUCUGCCGCAAUCGCAUGGUCCGAAUCGGAAGCGCAGUCGGUAUGAGUAUGAGGACGACGAUGCCGUUCUGAACAGCGACCAACCACUUGCGAAACGCCUCAAGGACGAGCAGGAGCUGCCACCGGAGGACCAAGAAAGCGCACUCUUCCAUCCCGAUAACAAGCACAUUCGGGACCGCCUUCAUGCCAACAAUGCCUUCAGGCCGCCUUCAGAGUUUCCGAUGCCGUCGAUACCCUUCUAUGAGUACCGUAGCGGUUCGCAGUGGAUCUGGGAAGAUGACCAGAGGCUAAAAAAGCUGGCCAAGGAGUAUUCGUUCAACUGGUCGUUGAUUGCUGAUGAGCUGCAGCUGCCUGGUGUUGUGAAGAGCUCUGCUGAGCGUCGAACUCCUUGGGAAUGUUUCGAGCGAUGGGUGGAGCUGGAGCAACUCCCCACUGAGAUGCGGAAGACCAUGUACUUCAAGACGUGGUAUGAGCGUCUCGAGAAGAGUCAGCAGGCCGCUGAAAGGCGUUACCAGGCCCAUGUCGCUGCGAUACAGGCACAGAACAACGGCCAAGCCAGCCAUGUGCCACCGCGGAAGCGCACUGUCCCUAGCAGGGUGGAGAAGCGCAGAAAUACGCGGUACUUAUGGCUGGUGGAUGCGAUGCGGAAGGGUGCACGGAAAAGAGAACAGGCGCAGUAUAAAUCUGCUGAAGCAACCCGUGCAGCCACCCAGCGAAAGAACCAGGCUGACAACAAUCAACCACGUGUCCCUACGCUGACUCCGCAGGAGUUCAGUAAGAAACGGCAGGAGCGCGAUCUGCAAGAAGCAGAGCUUCGAAGGCAGCAGCAGCUGAAGGCCGUCGAGCAAGGCCAUAGAAUGAUGCUCGCACGCCAGCAAGCGCAUCAACAAGCUCAACAGCAGCAGCGCGGUGGUCAGAGUGGUGCGCCGAACCAACAGCGACCCGGUAGCUCCUCCAUGCAGCAAGCACAGGCUCAAGCCAGUGGUCAGGGUCAGCCUCAACAGGCCGGCAUGAAUGGCCAAAUGCCGCAACAAGGUCGCCAGCAACUUCCCAUGGCUACCAGGAACGGCCAUCUCGCCGUACCUCAGGUGGGCGCGCAGGGCAUGCCGCAGGCUCAGAUGCGCCCUAACGGUGUCAUGCCGAGUGCGCACGACAUGCAGCGCUACGCCCAAGCGAACGCUCAAGUGCGCAACGGCCAGUAUGCCAAUCAGCAAUACCAAAUGCAGAACCCGAACAUGCAAAGUCCAGGCACCGGCGCAAUGACGUCGCAGCAGCAGAUGCAGUCGAAUCAGGCCGUGCUCGCACACCUCCAGCAGAUGAACGGCACCGCACCCCAUGCACAAGGACACCAGCAGCACCCAAGUCACCAGCAACAACAGCAGAUGUCCGCCUCUCCCUCCAUGCCGCCACCUCCAACACCACAUCAGCAGGGACAGCAAAGCCACCCUCAGAGUCUGUCUUCCGGCCACAUGCCUCAGAUCAACAUCGCGAAGCAGCAACUCCGCCAGAAACACCCGCAGGCCACUGAGGAGCAGAUCACCUCGCUUGCAACAGACAUGCUGAGAGGCCAGACGCAAAGUACAAACCAUGCGCGGCAGAGCGCCAUGAAUGCUGCUGCCGGCAUAACUGGCAAUGGCGUUGCUCCUCAAAGCCAUGGCUCCAACGCAAACAUGGCGGCCUACGCCCACAAUCAGGCUGCGUACCAGAACAACUACGCCGGCGUCAACGGCAUCUCCAACACAGCUGCGCAGCAAGGCGCCACACAAGGUCAAGGCCAAAACAAGGCAGACUACUCCCGCAUGAUGACGCAGGCGAUGCAUCGCCAACAGCAGAGCCCGACUGCCAGCCGCGCUUCGCUGCACAACACCGGUCCCGCUGUCGGAAGUCCGGGAGCGGGCAUGCACGCAAGCCCGGCUCUCGCGCACGCAAGUCCAAGCAUGACAGCCAUGGGCGCACCAGGGAGUCCUUUCGCUCCGAACGGCCAGAUGCCUUCAAUGAACAUGCAAGGUGGAGGGCAGGCAAGACCUCCCAGCCGGAGCGCCAGCGCCGGUGGCACACCUGGUGGUGGCCUGACACGUUUGGGCAGUUCAGGGAGCUUGACAGCGGGCAUGCCCGGUGUCGUGGGAAGUCCAGGGCCGCAGGUCAGUGGGCAUGCGAUGCAGGGCCAGCAGGUUCAAGGGAGUCCGCAGGGAGUAGGGGUGCAGGGGCUUUGA